Molecule: messenger RNA, 1821 nt
Organism: Pecten maximus
Lineage: Eukaryota; Metazoa; Mollusca; Bivalvia; Pectinida; Pectinidae
Product: histidine-rich glycoprotein-like
Exons: 1
Coding region: 1-1821 (606 amino acids)
Source: RefSeq, a predicted model, not a curated record
AUGACGCACGGCACACUCCACACAGCCACACUCCAUACACGACACACUCCACACACUCCACACUCCACAAACGCCACACUCCACACACUCCACACUCCACACACGGAACACUCCACACAUGGCACACUCCAGACUCCACACACUCCACACACGGCACACUCCACACACGGCACACUCCACACUCCACAAUCCACACACGGCACACUCUACACACGGCAAACUCCACACACGGCACACUCCACACACGACACACAUGACGCACACUCCAUACAUGGCACAGUCCACACACGGCAGUCAACACACGGCACACUCUACACACGGCACACUCCACACUUCACACACGGCACACUCCACACACGUCACACUCCACACAUGGCACACUCAACACACGGCACACUCUACACACGGCACACUCCACACACCCCACACACAGCACACUCUACACACGGCACACUCUACACACGGCACACUCCACACACGGCACACUCCACACACGGCACAUUUACACACGGCACACUCCACACACGGCACACUCCACACACGGCACACUCCACACACGGCACACUCUACACACGGCACACUCUACACACGGCACACUCUACACACGGCACACUCCACACACGGCACACUCCACACACGGCACAUUUACACAGGGCACACUCCACACACUCCACACAUUCCACACACGGCACACUCCACACGCGGCACAUUCCACACACGGCACACUCCACACACGGCACACUCUACAUACAGCACACUCCACACACGGCAAACUCUACACACGACACACUCCACACACGGCACACUCUACACACGGCACAUGCUACACACGGCACACACGGCACACUCCACACAUGGCAUACUCCAGACUCACACACGGCACACUCUACACACGGCAAACUCCACACACGGCACACUCCACACACGGCACACUCUACACACGGCACACCCCACACACGGCACACUCUACACACGGCACACUCCACACACGGCAAACUCCACACACGGCACACUCCACACACGGCAUACUCCACACACGGCACACUCCACACACCACGCACGGCACACACCACACACGGCACACUCCACACACGGCACACUCCAUAUUCACUCGUACAUAUAACUACAUACAGCACACUCCACACACGGCACACUCUACACACGGCACACUCCACACAACGCACACUCCACACACGGCACAUUUACACACGGCACACUCCACACACGACACACUCCACACACGGCACACUCCACACACGGCACACUCUACACACGGCACACUCCACACACGGCACACUCCACACACGGCACACUCCACACACGGCACACUCCACACACGGCACACUCCACACACGGCACACUCUACAUACAGCACACUCCACACACGGAACACUCUACACACGGCACACUCCACACACGGCACACUCUACACAUGACACACUCCACACACGGCACACUCCACACAUGGCACACUCUACACACGGCACACUCCACACUCGGCAGACUCCACACACGGCACACUCUACACACGGCACACUCCACACACGGCACACUCUACACACGGCACACCACACACGGCACACUCCACACACGGCACAAUCCACACACGGCACACUCUACACACGGCACACCACACACACGGCACACUCCAGACACGGCACACUCCACACACUCCACUCACGGCAAACUCCACACACGGCACACUCUACACACGGCACACUCCACACACAGCACACUCCGCACACGGAACACUCUACACACGGCAAACUCCACACACUCCACACUCUACACACAGCACACUCCACACUCAGCACACUCUAA